AACACAUCGCCCGCAAUAGUGCCGCCACGAGAGAGCGUGUGAAUAAGCUGCAUAUGCCCAGAAGCCUCGCGGCACGGACUCUCCUCGAACCAGGAUUCGGCAAGGGACCGGCUGUGGCGCGAUGGGCGGACACUCGCGGUCCUGGAACGAGCUGAGAGGGGAAGAAGCCAGCGAGGUGGAGAAGGCGGCGACCAGGAGCAUCGGCGGCAGCGAUCACGGCCUCGGGGACAGUGAUGCGGCACACAAGUCCGGCGCUGACGACAGGCUCUCGAUCGAGAUGGGUACGGUAACAGCGCGCACGACAGAUCCCGCUCUCGAAUCAGGCAGGCUGUCUCGCCCCGCCUCGGCAGGCACUGAAUGCUCUCGCGGCGCCACGCAGGGAGAAAGAGGCACCGCGGGAGUCGAGUACAAGGUGUACAGACGACGAUGGUUCGGCCUCUUGCAGUUGACGCUCCUUAAUAUCAUUGUUAGCUGGGAUUGGCUCACGUUUUCGCCCGUAGCCAGCCAUGCGGCACGGUACUUUCACACCACCGAGACCAUCAUCAACUGGCUAAGCACGGCAUUUCUGUUCGCCUUCACAUUCGCUACCCCUGCGGUCAUCUACGUGCUGCAUCUGGGCCCAAAGAAGUCCAUCGUCACAGCGGCCGCCCUCCUUCUCGUUGGGAACUGGAUUCGCUUUGCAGGCUCACAUUCCAGUUCCAAGGGAUUAUUUGGGGUAGUCAUGUUCGGCCAGGUCCUCACUGGCCUCGCACAACCAUUCGUUCUCGCCGCUCCCGCCCGAUACUCCGACCUUUGGUUCACCAACCGGGGCCGAGUGGCCGCAACGGCCCUGACAAGCCUCGCAAACCCCCUCGGCGCGGCACUCGGCCAGCUAAUCGUCCCAUUCUGGGUCAACCAGCCAAGCGACAUCUCUCGCAUGGUCCUUUACGUCUCCAUCAUUUCGUCCGUCUGCGCUGUGCCCGCCUUCUUCAUCCCCUCAUGUCCUCCCACCCCUGUAGCGCCCUCCGCGGAAACCCCCAAACUCUCCCUCAGCGCCUCAGCCAAGAUUCUCUUCAAUCAGCUCGAGUUCUGGCUUCUCUUGGUUCCCUUCGCGGUUUACGUCGGCCUCUUCAACUCCAUCUCAUCUCUCCUCAACCAGAUCUUCCUACCGUACGGGUACAGCGACGAGGAAGCGGGCAUCGCCGGCGCGCUGCUCAUCAUCGUCGGUCUGGUCGCCUCGGCCGUCACGUCCCCGAUCAUCGACCGGACCAAGUCGUACCUGCUCGCGAUCCGGAUCGCCGUCCCGCUCAUCGGCCUCUGCUACCUCGUCUUCAUCUGGAUGCCCGGCACCCGCGACGGGGGCGGCGUAGCAGGGCCGUACGUCGUCAUGGCGGUCUUGGGCGGCACGUCCUUCUCGCUGCUCCCGAUCGUCGUUGAGUACCUGGUCGAGUUGACGCACCCGAUCAGCCCGGCCGUCACGUCGACACUGUCGUGGAGCGGGGGCCAGCUGCUGGGUGGCAUCCUAAUCGUCGUCUCCGGGGCGCUCAAGAAGGGGGAAGAGGGGGAUCCGCCGGGGGACAUGACUAACGCCCUGAUCCUCCACGCGGUGCUUGCGCUCGUGGCAGUGCCUCUGCCUCUGUGCUUGGGCUUGUUUGGACGAAAGGAAAAGUUGUUGUUGAGGCGGGUGAGGUCGGACGAGGAGGGGAGAGACGAUACUGGACCGGGUCAAGCUUGACUGAAUAUUGUUGUACUGUGGGCGAUCUGAUGGUGUUCAUGGCUGGCCAUGUUUCACGAGAUGGAGUUUGUACAUGAUGAGCAUAACCCACUCCCCCGCGCCCCUCCCCCGUCUUUUCCGUUGUUGAUUUGAAAGCUGUAUGAU
This is a messenger RNA of Thermothelomyces thermophilus ATCC 42464, 1858 nucleotides long. RefSeq lists its product as uncharacterized. Lineage: Eukaryota; Fungi; Ascomycota; Sordariomycetes; Sordariales; Chaetomiaceae. The record is from RefSeq and is a predicted model, not a curated record. Gene Ontology annotation, biological process: transmembrane transport. Gene Ontology annotation, molecular function: transmembrane transporter activity. Bases 122 to 1714 code for a protein of 530 amino acids. Gene Ontology annotation, cellular component: membrane. The transcript has 3 exons.